AUGGACAAAGACAAAGGAUGGCCCGAACAACCUCCUGUGAACAAAAUCGACACGCACCAUCAUAUAGUGCCUGACUUCUAUGCUCGUGCGGUCGAAGAAGCGGGCGGCGAUCCCAGUGGCUGGGCCACCCCAAAAUGGUCACUCGAUUCAUCGCGAAGCAUAAUGCAGAAACUGGGUGUACAAACCUCGAUACUAUCCAUCACGGCCCCGGGUGCAUGCAUUCUACAAGGUAAAGCUUCACAUGAACUUGCUCGCAAACUGAACAUGGAGAGCGCUCGGAUUCGCGAUCAAGAGCCAGAGAAAUUUGGUUUCUUCGCCAGUCUCCCGGAUAUUCUCGAUACGCAGGCUGCCCUUGACGAAAUACAAUACGCUUUGGAUGUUCUGAAAGCCGAUGGCGUGACCCUUUUCACUCGCUACGGCAAGAAGAACACAUAUCUUGGACACCCAGAUGUCCAGCCUAUCUGGGAGGAAUUGAACCGUAGGACAUGCGUGGUCUUCAUCCACCCUACACAUCCCGUCGAUACUAACACUGUGAACCCUAAAACGCCUCAACCAAUAAUCGAUUAUCCUCACGAGACCACCAGAACGGCUUACGACAUGCUCACUCAAGGAACGUGUCUCAGAUACCCAGCGUGUAAAGUGAUCUUGUCUCACGCGGGAGGCACUCUUCCAUACCUCAUCAGCCGGCCUGCUGGGUUGGUGCGAGGGAUGUCGGACGGACAAGCCAAAGAUCGUAUAGGGGCUACUCAUGCUGAGGUGGUGGCCGGUUUCCAAAGCUUCUAUUAUGACCUUGCGCUUUCGACUUCUCCCGCGGUCUUGAAAAUGCUUUUUGAAACCGUUCCACACGACCAUAUCCUUUAUGGUAGCGACUUUCCUUAUGCACCGCCACCAGUCUAUCCGGCAUUUCUAGAAGAUCUUGAAGACUCUGCUAUGACGCCUGAAAUGCGCAACAAAAUCAACUUUGGCAACGCUACCAAUUUGAUCCCAAGGCUGAGCAAACGCUCGGGUAUGUGA
This is a messenger RNA of Aureobasidium melanogenum CBS 110374, 1014 nucleotides long. Its product is annotated as 2-amino-3-carboxymuconate-6-semialdehyde decarboxylase. Gene Ontology annotation, cellular component: cytosol; cytoplasm. Bases 1 to 1014 code for a protein of 337 amino acids. Gene Ontology annotation, molecular function: carboxy-lyase activity; hydrolase activity. The transcript is spliced from 2 exons. Gene Ontology annotation, biological process: secondary metabolic process. Lineage: Eukaryota; Fungi; Ascomycota; Dothideomycetes; Dothideales; Saccotheciaceae. The record is from RefSeq and is a predicted model, not a curated record.